Messenger RNA from Trichomonas vaginalis G3, 621 nucleotides. RefSeq names its product KilA, N-terminal/APSES-type HTH, DNA-binding family. NCBI's taxonomy places the organism in Eukaryota, Parabasalia, Trichomonadida, Trichomonadidae. The transcript has a single exon. The record is from RefSeq and is a predicted model, not a curated record. The annotation marks the transcript as partial.
AUGUACCAAAUGCAAAGUAUUUUGACAGCAUGUUUUGCACCAGAUACUAAACACGCAGACGAUUGGUUCAAAAACCAAAGCACACAAGAACUUUUGAGCGAAGCACAGCGAGUCCGACUUCCUUCGGGGUCGCCUAAAACUCAUGAAAAUCGUAAAAAUUUGCCAAUAAAUUUAAGAGGAUAUUAUGUACAUAGACUUCUUGUAAAUGCUGUUGCAAUGUGGGCUUCGCCUCGUUAUGCUUGGUAUAUUUACAGACUUCUUGACGAAAUUCAUAGACAAGAACGUGAAGAGAUGGAAAAGAAACUUCAUGCAAAAGAUGAAGUCAUUGAAGCAAAAGACAAAAGCAUUCAAGAAAGAAUACCACGUUCGGUACCAAAAGGAAAGGAAAAGAACUAUAAGUAUAUGAUUUAUACUGAAGAGUUGGAGAAAGAAGAAGAUAAAGAUAUGGUUAUGUUGCAUUUAGUCAGAAGAAACAACAAAAGCUUUUAUGACCUUGCUAAGAUUUACAAAUCUGACAGAAAUUGGUUCUAUCGCGAAAACUUACCGAUUUCAAUGACCCCAAAUGAAGAUGUGAAACAAAUAGUUCAAGAUACGUUACCUCAAACACACUAUGAUAUUAAA